Haliotis rubra (blacklip abalone) is the source of this 5390-nucleotide messenger RNA. RefSeq names its product ubiquitin conjugation factor E4 A-like. Gene Ontology annotation, biological process: protein polyubiquitination. Gene Ontology annotation, cellular component: cytoplasm; ubiquitin ligase complex; nucleus. NCBI's taxonomy places the organism in Eukaryota, Metazoa, Mollusca, Gastropoda, Lepetellida, Haliotidae. The record is from RefSeq and is a predicted model, not a curated record. Gene Ontology annotation, molecular function: ubiquitin-ubiquitin ligase activity.
AUGUAACAGGUGUUGUGAGGCUCAUUGCGGUAAUGCCACGAUAACCAGUGAUAUCUUGCAAGUGAUGCUACGAGAUUAAUAAACCCGAUGUCAGCGCCGAUUUUGUAGUUUCAUCCACAGAUUGAAGUUUCCGACAAGAACCAUGGGUGAUAACAGCAUCGCAGACAACCCAUUUGCUGCUCUGUUUCCGACCUUGACACAGGCUCAACAGUACAGCAGUACCAUAACUGGCAGCAAAACACCGGUCUCAGAAGUGUCAUGUCUCGACAACACCACGAAAGAGGCAGCACCUACCAACAUGGUGCAGGAUGAGAAUGACAUGGAAACUAAGGCUCUUGAAGCAGUGGAGUUCAAUGAAGCAGUGGAAAAAAUCUUUCUGAUAACACUUGACAAUGGCACAAGCUCUGACGUACAGCGGCCAAGUCGUUGUGUCUACCUAGAGGAGAUGGCAUCGGCACUACAGGGGCAGACGUGGUUUGAUCAGGAAUCUCUGCCACAGGCUGUGUUUGAGAGAGUGAUGAUGGAGAACCCGUCCGGCAGCAUGAUAACGUCCCGGACGUCCGGGAAGGAUGCCAAGGCAGCAGCAGCAGCAUGUGAGACGGAAGUGUUGAGAUACAUGUUCCAGUGCUACACCCGGCUACAAGCAUCCACGGAGGAACUAAAGACGGAACUGUUCCCGACACAGAUGGUCCAUUUACAGUUCCUGGACAUAUUCCAAGAAGAGUUUGACUUUUUGUCAGGAGGACUGCGUACAGUUCCCGAGGGUUUCUUCCUCCAUCUGAGUCGUGAAAUCGACAUCAACAAGGAGGAAGGGACUCUGCUUGAAGUGUUCAAGCCAGUCCUGGAGGCUUUCAUGACAUACAAUGCACCAUGGGACUGGAAGAACGGCAAGGCGUUUGAGAUGACUCUGAUCGGUGCAGCUCUGUCCCUCAGCUGUAUCCCCAAGAACGAGACCGGACCAUACGAGUUCUUCAACAAUCCGUCUUCAGCUCCCAAACAGGAACAUGACAUCACCGAGGCCAACAUCUGGCAGCCACUGUCAAACCUAUGUGAGCAUGUCCACCAGAUGUUUCUGUCUCUAAUCAAACUCUCCCCGGAUCUCCGUCACACCGUCCUUACCUGGCUGGGCAAAUGUCUGCAGGCUAAUUCAGGUAGGACAAAGAUCUGGUCCAACCAAAUCCCACAGCUGUUCAACCAGAUGUACUGUUCCGAGGGGUUCAGCCUCAAUUUGUGCCAUGUGAUGCUGAAACUCUGCCAACCCUUCUCCAACCCUACCUCAGCUAAACUACUCAAAAUCCAGCCAUCUUACACCAGCGCUGUGGCUGCCAGCGAUGAAGAGGUCAAGUCCAGGUGUAUCCAUGCAGGCGGCCUGAACACUGAAACAAAGCUGGUACAGGUGGAAGACGAGUCUGCCCAGCCGUCUCCCCCCUCCGACACGUCAUACAACUUCAUCACGGAGUGCUUCUUCCUGACACAGCAAGUCUUGAACCUGGGUUUCCACAUGGUGCAUGACAAGUUCCUGAAGCUCAACCAGGACCUGCACCGAGUCCAGAGAGUGUACAACGACAUGCGGGGGCAGGCACCAGACGAGGAGCAAGAACCCAUGCGAAGUGUCAAGGCUCAAAUGGAGAAAGGUAUGACUCUGUACCUGAGUAUGAAGGCGGCCCUCACGGAACCCAGACUGAUGGAGAUGUCUCUCAACUUCCACAUUGCCGCAGCAGCAUGGUUGGUGCAGGUUGCCGUCCACGACGACAUCAGCAAAUGCCAGACUGUCACAUUCCCCCUCCCUGAAGAAGCUCCUGCUGCACUGGCAUACAUUCCAGAGUUCCUCAUGGGAAACCUCACCGACUUUGUGCUCUUCUGCCAGAGGUUCAAAAGUGACAUGUUUCAGCUGGCAGGGGAGCAAGUCAACCAUCUUAUGACGCUGAUCCUGGUGUUCAUGGGAAGUCCCGAGCGGAUGAAGAACCCCCACCUGCGUGCAGAACUGGCAGACACUCUGGCUGCUCUCAUGCCUGACAAGGACAGCGGUCGUAGUGGAAUACUCUCAAGUUUCCACCGAGACCAGCUGUUUGUGAAGCACCCUCAGGUUUCCCAUCUGUCCACGAUGUUGCUCCAUGUGUUCGUCAGUAUUGAGAUGACAGGGCAGAGUGUGGAGUUUGAGCAGAAGUUCAACUACCGUCGUCCCAUGUACCAGGUGCUGGAGUACAUCUGGGAGAUUGACAUACACAAACAAGCCAUUAAGGAAUUGUCAGUGAUAGCCGAGGCCCAUAUCGAGGACACCGACCCUCCACUCUUCUUGAGAUUCGUUAACCUGUUAAUCAAUGAUGCUAUCUUCCUUCUUGAUGAGGCAUUACAGUAUAUGAGCCAGAUUAAGGAGAAACAACAGGAGAAGGAGCGUGGGGACUGGAACAACCUGGAACCACGACAACGACAGGAGACGGAAAACAACUUCCGCCACCUGGGGAUGCUGGCUCGCUACCACAACGUGAUGGCCAACUACACCAUCCACGCCCUGGAGCUGCUGACGAGGGAGAUCCAGACCAUCUUCUGCCACAACAUGCUAGUCGACCGGAUUGCAGGCAUGCUCAACUACUUCCUCCUGCAUCUGGUCGGCCCCAAACAGAGGAACUUUAACGUCAAGGACAAGAAUGAGUAUGAGUUCAAGCCUCAGCAGAUUGUGCAAGACAUCACCAAGAUCUACCUGAACCUGGGGGAGAGUGACAUGUUCUGUAGGGCAGUGUCAGGGGAUGAGAGGUCGUACUCCCCAGAACUGUUUGCCAAGGCCGUCCAAGUCCUGCAGAAGAUCAGCACUAUGCCACAGGUCAUGAGUGACUUCCUCGGACUAGAGGAUAAGAUCAGAGGCUACAACUGUAUCUGUGAUGUCGUGGCUCCUCAUAUAUAUGUUAUGUUUGCAGUGCUUGGCCGACAGUAUUCGCAGGAGGAAGAGGAACUGCUAGCAGAUGUUCCUGAAGAGUUCUUGGACCCAAUCAUGGGAACUCUGAUGAAGGAUCCUGUACUGCUGCCUUCCUCCAAGAACAUUGUAGACAAAGCCACCAUCGCCAGGCAUAUACUCAGGUCACUUAAUCAGUCAGAUCCGCUCAACAGAUCUCCACUUAGCUUAGAGAAGGUUGAACCUCUUCCUGAACUAAAGGCAAAGAUACAUGCAUGGAUAGCAGAAACAAAAUCAAAAGCCGGACAAUCAUAGCAUACAAUAACAUUUGCAUAUUAAAGUGGGAUCACUAUCAGACUCUACCACUGAUGGAUGGAUGGUCUUCAAGAUGAAGGUCACUUCUAUCAGAUGGCGAUUUGUGAGAUUUGGCUAAAUUCCCAUGCUGAAUUCAGGAGACAGCUACAACACUGAACUCUCUCAAGGAAACAGUGUCUAUAUUUUGUAUUCAAACUCAGUGGAACAGAUCUUUAGCUCUCAUGUACUGUUGAAUGUGCAAUUAAGUGUUUCAGGUACACAGUAAUGUGAUUCUCCUAGAUAUGUUGGCUGUGAAAUAAAUUUAGGCAACAAUGUGUUAAAUAUGAGAUGUCAAUGGUAUAUUGCUUUGUGUGAUUCCGCCCUCUUUCAUUGCUUUAUGAAAUACACCCACACCAUCCAACAUUCUCUCCUAAUUUGAAUCGCUUCCCUUGGCUGUAGGUGUAACACAGAUGCCUUGAACAAUUUGUUUAAAAAUACAAUUUUCUUUGUCUGUUGGUGCAUGGGAUGUUGAAAUGUGGAUGAAAAUCUGACAUUUAAUAUAUUAUGGCCUUUUAUGAUAUUAAUUGGAUGGUCCUUCUGAGAGGUGCAUCAAAUAUAUCCAAGGUCACAGUGACCCUGUUUUGCCACCAUGCGAGAACAGGCAGUGUCAUUGUGACUUGGUAAUAUAUCACCAAGGGAUUACACAUGAGGUCACAGUGACUUUGACCACAAUGACAGAACACACCACCAGGUCAAGCAAGGUCAUGAUGACCCUGUUCCACUAUCAUCAAAAUAUGAGCAAGGCCAUGUUCCCUGUUCCACUAUCAUGAGAAUGCAAGCAAGGUCAUGCUGACCCUGUCCCACCAUAAUGAGAGUAUAAGCAAGGUCAUGUUUACUCUGUCCCACUAUCAUGAGAGUACAUGCAAGGUCACAUUGACCCAGUUCCACUAUCAUGAGAAUGCAAGCAAGGUCAUGCUGACCCUGCACCACCAUCAUGAGAGUAUAAGCAAGAUCAUGUUAACCCUGUCCCACUAUCAUGAGGGUACAUGCAAGGUCACAUUGACCCAGUCCCACUAUCAUAUACAAGCAAGGUCAUGCUGACCCUCUACCACCACCAUGAGACUACAUAUGAGGUCAUGUUGACCCUGUGUUACUACCAUGAGAGUAUCUGAGGUUACACUGACUCUGUACUACCAACACCAGACAAGUUCAUACCAUCAGGUCACUGUGACCCAGUUGUUGUAAAAUCAAACAUUAUCACCACUUGUUGUUAUGAUGGACUGUUUAAUUAAAGCUCCAUGUUACCAUGAGGAAUUAGCAGUCGUGUUGUUGUCUACAUGCAUUUACAAUCCAUGUCAGUAUAGAUUGCAUAAUGACAUGUAAUGAGUCUGAUAUGGACAUGAGUGUUUAAUGAUAUCUACUUGAGUGUUUAAGGAUAUGUACAUGAAUGUGUAGCGAUAUGUACAUGGGUAUGUAAUGUUAUAGAUGUAUACAGGAAUAUUUAACAAUCUGUACAUGAAUGUUUGAUGAUAUGUACAUGUAUGUGUAAUGAUAUGAACAUGAAUGUGUUACAAUAUUGUACAUGAAUGUGUAUCUAUAUGUUCAGGAGUGUUUGAUGAUAUGUACAUGAAUGUGUGUCUAUAUGUUCAGGAGUGUUUGAUGAUAUGUAUAUGAAUGUUAAAUGAUAUAUACAUGAAUGUGUGUCUAUAUGUUCAGGAGUGUUUGAUGAUAUGUAUAUGAAUGUGUGUCUAUAUGUUCAGGAGUGUUUGAUGAUAUGUAUAUGAAUGUGUGUCUAUAUGUUCAGGAGUGUUUGAUGAUAUGUAUAUGAAUGUGUGUCUAUAUGUUCAGGAGUGUUUGAUGAUAUGUAUAUGAAUGUGUGUCUAUAUGUUCAGGAGUGUUUGAUGAUAUGUAUAUGAAUGUUAAAUGAUAUAUACAUGAAUGAAUAUUGAUAUGUACUUGAGUAUGUAACUAUACGUAGAUCAAUGAUUUAUUAAGUGUACAAGAAUGUUUAAUGAUAUGUACAAGAAUGUUUAAUGAUAUGUACAAGAAUGUUAAAUGAUAUGUACAAGAAUGUUUAAUGAUAUGUACAAGAAUGUUUAAUGAUAUGUACAAGAGUAUGAAAUGAUAUAUACAUGAGUGUGUAUGUCGCUGCCUGAACAGUGUAUCCGGAGAGAUGCUUCGUAGAAAUAUAUAUCAAGUAUGUGUA